Soboliphyme baturini is the source of this 927-nucleotide messenger RNA. Lineage: Eukaryota; Metazoa; Nematoda; Enoplea; Dioctophymatida; Soboliphymatidae. The record is from the annotation of a GenBank genome assembly.
AUGACCGUAGAGCAGUACCAGACGGAAAGCAUCGCCAACUCAAAGCAAUACGGUGGCUCAAGCGAUAGCAUAGCUACCAUGACCAUGGGCAUCGAUAUGGAUAAAUAUAUUUUUCCCGUUAAUUCAACUGAGGUGAAUUUCACGCCGCUCAGUGAGGCAAACGUCGGAUAUUGUUCAAGCACAAGCGACGUUUCCAAAUCUGAGCAAAUGGUAGAAAGAGCGAAGAAAAGCAUGCACAUUCCGGAAGGGACAACCAAACCCAGCCAGCGUCGAAGAAAUGUCGUUAAAAGAAUUUUGCGCCGACUUGGUAAGCAAAACAAUCUUCAGCAAGAACACUUCGCCACGAAGAUACGGAAAGGAACGAUUGACGUUUGGUGGCUAUACGACGACGGAGGUCUGACAAUUCUUUUACCACACCUGCUAACGUUACCAAGAUCGUACCUAGAAGGAGCGAAACUGAGGGUAUUUUUCGCAGCAAAGUCAAACGUCGAUAUUUCAGCACAACAGAAAGGAAUGAGCACAUUGCUUAAGCAGUUUCGAAUUAACUCCAGCUCUGUGGAAAUUGUACCAGACAUGGAGGAGCCACCACACGAAGCGACGAUGAGUCAAUUCAACGAAAUCGUUGAAAAGUUCAAGGUACCUGACUGCAAUGCGUUGCCUCAAAUGGACAAGGAUAUGCUGGUGUACACCGACGAUCAGGAGAUGAGCCGGUACAAGGAAAAAACCAACAAUAUGCUCAGGACGUCAGAAGUCCUGCGACAUCAUUCGAGCAACGCCGACUUGAUCAUACUCACGUUCCCUGUUCCAAGAAGAGGUCGAGUUUCAGCCGGUCUUUAUUUAAGUUGGCUUGAAAUGUUGACCGCCCAAAUACCUCCAGUUUUGCUUAUCAGAGGCAACCAGGAACCGGUUUUGACGUUAUACACCUGA